AUGAAUAAUUACCAAAAAGGAAAGAAACUUGAAAACAAAACUGCUGAAAGAUUGGAUGCUGUAGGCAUCAAAAAUAAUAAUAAUGGGGAAUCGAAAGCUCUUCGUAGCCACGGUUUCGAUAGUGAACGUUCUUCCCUAUUUCCGAAUGGGCCUGGAGAUG
Funneliformis mosseae is the source of this 160-nucleotide messenger RNA. The record is from the annotation of a GenBank genome assembly. NCBI's taxonomy places the organism in Eukaryota, Fungi, Glomeromycota, Glomeromycetes, Glomerales, Glomeraceae.